Molecule: messenger RNA, 2577 nt
Organism: Rhineura floridana
Lineage: Eukaryota; Metazoa; Chordata; Lepidosauria; Squamata; Rhineuridae
Product: vomeronasal type-2 receptor 26-like
Exons: 7
Coding region: 1-2577 (858 amino acids)
Biological process (GO): G protein-coupled receptor signaling pathway
Cellular component (GO): membrane
Molecular function (GO): G protein-coupled receptor activity
Source: RefSeq, a predicted model, not a curated record
AUGGUGAUAUUACUGGGGUGGAUGCUGGCCCUGUUUCCUCACGUGGCAUGCAAGACUCACAUAAUUAAAUGUAAUGUUCGUGAUCCACACCCUCCACUUCACAAAUAUCACCAGUCAGGAGAUGUCAUCAUUGGAGGCAUUGCUUCUCACAGCUUCAUCAUCUCCAAUGCAUUAACCUUCACUGUAGAGCCCCCACAAGCAUUGCUUGAAGAGCUUGCUAUAGUGAUGAAGAAUUACCAGCACAUCCUGGCCUUGGCCUUUGCAGUAAAGGAAAUCAAUGAAAACCCCGAGCUCUUGCCCAAUGUCACCUUGGGCUUCCACAUCUAUGACAGCUAUUUCAUAGCAAGGGGGACUUAUCAUGGCACAAUGCUACUUUCAUCCACACCAGAGAGAUUUGUUCCCAACUAUAAAUGUGACCUCCAGAAUAAUCUCAUAGCAGUCAUUGGGGGACUUGACCCCCUAACCUCUCUUCAUAUGGCAACAGUCUUGGAUAUCUAUAAAAUCCCACAGCACUGCUAUCACAACCUAGAAAAUAUGAAGGGUCAUGAGGAGUUUGGAAACACAGAUAAACUAAGCAGGUGGACAUGGAUUGGGCUCCUUACUAUGGAUCUUGAGAAUGGAGAAAGAUUUGUGCAAAUGGUGGUUCCAUUGUUUCUCUCUAGUGGUAUCUGCUUUGCCUUUAUAGAAAGAUUUCUUAAAUUAACUCUUGUCACAGAACUUAAAGACUCGCUACAACAUAGUGCAAAAAUACAUGAUAAAGUCAUGGGUAGCACAGCCAACGUAUUAGUGGCCUAUGGAGAAUCUUAUACAAUUUUAUUUCUGAGAUGGCUUCCAUAUUUAUCAGAAGUAGAAGGAAAGAUGGAGGACACAAGAGGUAAAGUGUGGAUAAUAACAGCUCAAAUGGAGCUGACAUCUAUGGUUUAUCAAAGGACUUGGGAUACACAAAUAAUCAACGGGGCUCUGUCCUUCACAAUUCACUCCAAUGUUAUUUCAGGAUUUCAUCAAUUUAUUGCAAGCAGAAACCCUUCCAUCACAAAAGAUGAUUUUUUUAUCAGGGAUUUCUGGCAACAGGCCUUUGCCUGUGUAUUCCCAAGUACAGAAGGCGGUGAGGUGGAUGGAGAUAUUUGCACUGGAGAGGAGAAGCUGCCGAGUCUUCCUGGGGCUUUUUUUGAAAUGAGCAUGACAGGCCACAGCUACAGUGUCUACAAUGCUGUUUAUGCUGUGGCCCAUGCUGUACAUUCCAUGUUCUCAUCUAGAGGCAGACACAGACAUAUGGUGGACCAAAGGGGGCUUUCAUUUCAGAAUCAACAGCACUGGCAGCUCCAUCACUUUUUGAGAAAUGUCUCAUUUAAUAACAGUGCUGGGGAUAAGGUUUCUUUUAACAGGAGAGCGGAGUUAGUAGCUGGAUUUGAUGUUAUUAACUGGAUUUUUUCAUCAAACCAAUCAUUUCAUAAGGUGAAAGUUGGGAAAAUGGAUCCCUGCGCCACUUCAGACCAAGUGUUUACCAUCAAUGAGGGAGCUAUAAAAUGGCACAACUGGUUUAACCAGACAAGGCCUUUUUCUGUAUGCAGCGAGAGUUGCCAUCCUGGUUCUAGAAAGAGAAUGAAGGAAGGGGAGCCAUUUUGUUGCUACAAUUGCAUCCCAUGUCCAGAAGGGAAGAUUUCAGAUCAAAAGGAUAUGAGUGAUUGCUGUAUCUGUUCAGACAAAACUUAUCCAAAUAAAAACCACACUUUCUGUAUUCCUAAGGAUAUAAGCUACUUGUCUUAUGAAGAACCUGUGGGGAUCACUUUGGUCUUUUCUGCUCUUUCCUGUUCUUUAGUCACACUUCUGGUUCUCUUAAUAUUUAAGAAGCACCACAACACUCCCAUCGUCAAAGCGAACAAUCGGGACCUCACCUACACUCUCCUCAUCUCCCUCCUCCUCUGCUUCCUUUGUGCUUUGUUGUUCAUUGGCCAACCUCAGAAAGUGACAUGUCUCCUCCGACAAACUGCUUUUGGUAUCAUCUUCUCAGUGGCUGUUUCUUGUGUGUUGGCAAAAACUGUCACGGUGCUUCUGGCUUUCAUAGCUACUAAGCCAGGUUCCAAGGUGAGAAAGUGGCUAAGAAAAAGACUGGCCAACUCCAUUGUCUUUUCUUGCUCCCUUAUUCAAGCAGCUAACUGUACUCUGUGGCUGGCAACUUCACCUCCGUUCCCAGAUGUUGACAUGCACUCAGUGAUUAAAAAAAUUAUACUUGAAUGUAACGAAGGGUCUUUGACUAUGUUUUACUGUGUACUAGGCUAUAUGGGCAUCCUGGCCAUUGCCAGCUUCACUAUGGCCUUCCUUGCCAGGAAACUGCCAGACAGUUUCAAUGAAGCCAAAUUUAUUACUUUUAGCAUGUUGGUCUUUUGCAGUGUGUGGCUAUCCUUUAUUCCAACUUACUUGAGCACUAAAGGGAAAUACAUAGUAGCUGUGGAGGUCUUCUCUAUCUUAGCCUCCAGUAGUGGGCUGCUAGGUUGCAUCUUUUCACCCAAAUGUUAUAUUCUUCUGUUGAGGCCUGAGCUGAACAAUAGGGAACAACUAAUAAUAAGAAGAAUUUAA